AUCUGUAUAGAACAGGUGAAUGCCGCCAAGGGAAGGCUCCGAAAUGUCCUUAACAACAGGGAGUUAUUUGCGAAGAUCAAUUCAUUGAUUGAGAAUGCUUCUUGUGACUGUAAGGAUGAAACCGUUUUCAAUCUACCUGAGGGAACUGGGCAGAAUCAAGGUUCAGCCAAUGGAGGAGGGGUCAUUUUCCCGGAUCAGUGUCCAAUGCUACCUGAAUCGACUGAAGAGCUUCGACCAUGAGCGAAUGCUCGGAGAAAUAGCCAAACCACGCUAUUUUAGUUGCAAAUUCGAUUGGAGGAUGGGAGUCGAAAAUGGGAUCCAAGUGACGGCCAAGUAUUUUGAUGGGCUGUGUCUGGACUGUAUGAAAACAACAGUUAAGGCUGAUAAGGAGUACAGAGAUCACAUUGACUUCUCCGAGCGGUACGACGACGAUUGCCGCAUCACUCAUGGGGGAGCCCACGCAUUACUUCAGCCUCAUGGCGCGCCCGCGAUAAGAGAGGCCAAGUUGCGGAUUAGUGCCAGAAAAGAUCAAGUUUGAACCCCCAGAGCUGCUGAGUUUGUCGAAUGAUGCCUUAAUAUUCUAAUACUGCUUUUUAUUGUUUGGUGUACCAAUCCUGAAUUGUAUAUUUAUCCGAACUGUCGUCAAGCAGCCUAUGAAAGCAGAAAAUAAACCUACAAUCUUGUAAUAUGAGGGGACGUUUCAUUGCAGGGUAGACGCCCUUAUAAAGGGUAUCCGUUUCGCCGAAACAAGAAUGGUUUCCUAAGCCGUAUGAACACAGCAAUCUAUUGACUGGUGCCUGUUGACUAGUACUAAGUAGCCAACUGGAUGUAAAAUUAAUGUCUUUCCUGCAGAGGGCGGUGAUUGGUUAAAUUUUAAAGGCCCCAAAGGGUGGGGGGUUAUCGGCGCUUAAGCUCAUGAAAGGGACAUUCGGAUAUGUAUGCCAUGGCGUUCCGAUAAGCAAAAAGCAGAUAGUUGUAACUGGGUCGACGCGAUUGGCAGUAGCAAGAUGGACAUGACCUUCGAAAAAG
Aspergillus caelatus is the source of this 1029-nucleotide messenger RNA. RefSeq lists its product as uncharacterized. The coding region runs from base 95 to 538 and encodes 147 amino acids. NCBI's taxonomy places the organism in Eukaryota, Fungi, Ascomycota, Eurotiomycetes, Eurotiales, Aspergillaceae. The transcript has a single exon. The record is from RefSeq and is a predicted model, not a curated record.